Molecule: messenger RNA, 1300 nt
Organism: Vitrella brassicaformis
Lineage: Eukaryota; Vitrellaceae
Source: the annotation of a GenBank genome assembly
GUAACUGACCAGUCAAAACGUCGGCUUGCGCCCUUCCAUCAAUCUUCUGUUUCCUUUCUCCCGACCUUACUGGCCGAGUGCGUUACCACCGACUCACUGUUUCCUUUCCGUUCCCACCACCUCACUUUUGUCUUCGAUUACUCUGCCUCCUCUUCCUCCUCACUCUCUUCCUCCUCUCCCUCCUCCCUCUCUCCCUCCUCUCCCUCCUCCCCUUCGUCGUCAUCCUCAUCCCCUUCGUCGUCAUCCUCAUCCUCCACCUCUCCACUGCCCCACCCCCUCUCACACUCGCCCUCCUCACUCUCUCCCUCCCCCUCUCCCUCCUCUCCCUCCACCUCCUCACUGCCCCGACACUUCUUCUUCUUCUUCCUUCUCUGCCGUAGCAUCUCGCCACACAGCCGAGCGGCCAGUCCAGCAGGCUUGGCUGGUCGACCCUUGGCGCAGGUCGGCCAGACGAACUGACCCUUGUUGUCAGUCUGCAACGAGCACACAGACGACUCGUGCAGACGGGCCGGCGUAUACUGACUGCCUUAUUCUGCAUAUCAAUGCAGUGUGGUGGACCAUCCGGCCAGCCACAGAAACCUCCCGUCACUUACUCGACAACACAAACGCUGCCAAUCCCGACUUGUCUUUCCGUGUCUGAAGGUUCCGAUCCCGAGUCCGCCAAGUACUGCCACCUCUUCAGUGGUGUGCCGGCAGAAUGGGACAAGGAAUUCGAUGAAUUGCCCGCAUUCCUCGAGGCUCUCCGCUCAGCCAACGCUGUGAGUACACGCUGACAUACACACCCCAUCCAAUGGAAAAGACACGGACACAUUCUCUCUCUCUCUCUGUGUGCUGUAUUAUCCAGCACUGGUGGCCUGCAUCUGACUGCAGUCCUGACCACGACAACACGCCGGCAGGCGCAAUGGUGAACCAAUUCUCGGGAAUGCUGCAAAGAUCAGGCGGACACACACACUGGUGGACUCCUUCAUCGUGGGAUGCUUCCACAGUCACCUCUUCUUGGUGUUCUGGCCGUAGAAAUUGAUGUGGUAAAGAUCAGGACUGCAGGGCUCGGCUUUGGUGGAGUGUCCGGCCACGACACCACCAGCUGUGGCAUCCAGGAUCAAGACUUGGCAGUCCGCAUCGCCGUUGUGGAGCUUGACCCCCGUUCUGCUGUACACACGGCCGCCGCUCCUCCAGACGUAGAGAUGCUGACCACGGGAUGGUGCGAUUGUUGCCAUGAUGCCUUGACACACGAGUUUGCCGCUAGGCAACCAUAUGUGAGGACGGAAAUUGAAGUGGAAAACAGAGGGGAAAAGUGGUG